ACGCGAGCCCGAGCCAAUGGCGUGCACGUGUGGGCGGGGCAGGAGGGCUCGUGCCUUGGCUCUGUGAUUGGGAGACAGAGACAGAGGGAGCCCGGCCGGGCGGGGGGUGCGCUGCACGAAAAUGCACUCGGAUGCCGCCGCUGGCAAUUUUCAGCUGAACUCUCAUCUAUCAACACUGGCAAAUAUUCACAAGAUUUACCACACCCUCAAUAGGCUGAAUCUGACAGAAGACGUUGGUCAAGACGAUCACCAGACAGGAAGUCUCCGAUCUUGCAGUUCUUCAGACUGCUUUAGCAAAGUGAUGCCUCCAAGGAAAAAGAGGAGACCUGCAGCAGGAGAUGAUUUAUCUGCUAAGAAAAGUAGACAUGAUGGCAUGUAUAGAAAAUAUGAUUCAACUAGAAUAAAGACAGAGGAAGAAGUUUUUUCAAGUAAGAGGUGCUUAGAAUGGUUCUAUGAGUAUGCAGGAACUGAUGACAUUGUAGGUCCUGAAGGCAUGGAGAAAUUUUGUGAAGACAUCGGAGUUGAACCAGAAAAUGUCGUUAUGCUUGUUCUAGCUUGGAAAUUGGAUGCACAAAACAUGGGUUACUUCACAUUGCAAGAAUGGUUAAAAGGAAUGACGUCAUUGCAAUGUGAUACAACAGAGAAAUUGAGAAAUUCCUUGGAUUAUUUGAGAUCCUUAUUAAAUGAGCCUACAAAUUUUAAGCUUAUUUAUAGAUACGCAUUUGAUUUUGCACGGGAAAAGGACCAACGCAGCCUAGAUAUAAAUACUGCCAAGUGUAUGUUAGGACUUUUAUUGGGAAAAACAUGGCCUCUUUUUCCGGUAUUCCACCAGUUUCUAGAGCAAUCAAAAUACAAAGUGAUUAACAAGGACCAGUGGUGUAAUGUGCUAGAAUUCAGCAGAACAAUUAACCUUGACCUCAGUAAUUAUGAUGAAGAUGGAGCAUGGCCAGUGUUAUUGGAUGAAUUUGUGGAGUGGUAUAAAGGGAAACAGAUGUCAUAGGAGUUUAACUAUGCACAGCCACUCAAGAGUCACUGUUACUACAGUUAUGUCAACCAUUAGCCAUAAACUGCUGUUUGUAUCAAAACGCAUGCUGCUUUUCUUGCACUGUAUCCCUUUUGCAGGGAACUUUUGUUGUUUGCUAUUUAACAGGCCAGCUAUGCUUGCUGUGUAGCAUUGUUCUCUUUGAAGGCUGCUUUGCAUUUUGUAUUUACACUACAAAUUGGUGAGCUUGCCAGCAUCCUCACUGUGAUUAUGUGUAUAUUGCUGUCUAAAUUUUGUAUAUGUGUAUAAAAAGCUUCACCUAGGGAUUAUUUCUGGAGAAAUGUAUUGUAAAAAUAAUUGUGGCAUAUUUCUAGUCACUUUCAAUGAACAUGUAACUCAUACUUCUUGUUUUUAUUUGGUCUCAAAUGUAGCAUUUCAGAAAACAAAAUUAAGACUGUUUGAACAUAGAUAUCAUGAACUGUUGGCAGUUCUAAUCUUACUGUUUAAGAUGCCAAUUUUUGGGACAAGGAGAGGUGCAUUAUGUUUUCUUCACAGGCAUAUGCCAAACAUCACUUUUAUUUAGUAAGAAGUAUUGAUGUAUUUUUAUUAUUAAUAUUAUUAAAAUUGUAAUAGUUGUACAUGCCACAGAUGAUUUCCACUUGGAGAAGAAAGUACUGGCUUUUUAAUGUCAAAACUGCAAUCGUUUGAAUAUAGGUACAAGUGAACAAAUUAAAGUACCUUUUAAAAAUUGGGUUUAGACUUU
This is a messenger RNA of Pelodiscus sinensis (Chinese soft-shelled turtle), 1745 nucleotides long. It is a transcript of the gene DCUN1D4, whose product is annotated as defective in cullin neddylation 1 domain containing 4. Gene Ontology annotation, biological process: protein neddylation. Gene Ontology annotation, molecular function: cullin family protein binding; ubiquitin conjugating enzyme binding; ubiquitin-like protein binding. NCBI's taxonomy places the organism in Eukaryota, Metazoa, Chordata, Testudines, Trionychidae. Gene Ontology annotation, cellular component: ubiquitin ligase complex. The record is from RefSeq and is a predicted model, not a curated record.